GCAGGCCUUUCCUCGCCACCCUAGGCCCCUACGGUCCUAGACCCCUCACGAGCCUUCCACGACCUCUCUAUACUAGGCGAACCUAAACAUUCCAACUAUCGUACGCAUAAUGCCAAUGCGGAAAAAGGCACCAUGCCUGAAUGCCGUGCUCUCAUGAUCCCGAACCAACCACAAGGAAAACCGGCCCCCGCCCGUUUCGCCGCCGGAUCAGGGCAAAGGGGAAAACCGCUGCAGAAGCCACCACUCCCGCCAUUAAGUGUUCCGCUUCCGCAGCCACCCCAUGCUAUCCAGCAGCAGGACGAGCGGCCCAACCUGGAAGACAUCCGACUGGCGUCCGCCGCAACCUUCCUCCAAUUCUGCCGAAACCCUGGCACAAGAGCAGCGGCAAGAUUCUAAGACGACAGCUCAAAGAGCUGGCCCGACAAGAAGAAACUGAUGCGCAGACUGCAGCAAUUAGAGCGCGGCUGUAUUAGAAGUGAGCGCCUUUGUUAAUGUUCAAGACAAAUUGAACCUGAUACCGUGACGGUUAUCCUUCAGCAAAUGGUAACCUUUUCCGACGUUCCCACCAUCGCUUCCGGCGCUGCACGAUCACGGGUCCGAAUUGAGCCCUAACCAAAAAAAGAUCUCUCGACGCGUAAGAAGUCUCCAAGUCU
Molecule: messenger RNA, 653 nt
Organism: Trematosphaeria pertusa
Lineage: Eukaryota; Fungi; Ascomycota; Dothideomycetes; Pleosporales; Trematosphaeriaceae
Exons: 1
Coding region: 141-473 (110 amino acids)
Source: RefSeq, a predicted model, not a curated record